This is a messenger RNA of Pelmatolapia mariae (spotted tilapia), 6412 nucleotides long. It is a transcript of the gene edem1, whose product is annotated as ER degradation enhancer, mannosidase alpha-like 1. Gene Ontology annotation, biological process: mannose trimming involved in glycoprotein ERAD pathway; carbohydrate metabolic process; endoplasmic reticulum mannose trimming. Gene Ontology annotation, cellular component: endoplasmic reticulum; membrane. The transcript is spliced from 12 exons. NCBI's taxonomy places the organism in Eukaryota, Metazoa, Chordata, Actinopteri, Cichliformes, Cichlidae. The record is from RefSeq and is a predicted model, not a curated record. Bases 286 to 2196 code for a protein of 636 amino acids. Gene Ontology annotation, molecular function: mannosyl-oligosaccharide 1,2-alpha-mannosidase activity; calcium ion binding.
CUUGUGGCUCUUUCUUAUUGGCGCACAAAUCUGGAAUGCCACGAAACGCACCGUCGAGAUUGACAUCUCUAUGACCAAUCACUAGUAGAACCCGCCGACACGACACCAAUCACCUAUCAGGAUGUGGGAGGAGCUGGUUUGUUGACAGGAAAUGCGAGGCGGACUCACUUCCACAACCCCUUCUCGCCUGUAGUUCAGCCGGACAAACAGCGGGGUUGACAGUCGGUCAUCCCUCAGAGGUAUGUGGACUUAAACUAUGCGUUUCAAGACCGACGCGGGGCAAAGAUGCAAUGGAGGUCAAUACUUGUUGGUCUUGUCGUAUUGAGACUGUCUCUCAGCUGCAUGCUGUGGCUAGCUUUCGGACUGGGACCUAGCUGGGGGUUCAACUUCCAUCUGGGUUUCAAUUUGCACAAACUGGACUUGCUGUUCAGGGAGGAAAAGGAGACCGAACCGAGAGAUAACUCCUGGUCUGAACGAAUACACGGCCCCAGAUAUGAAGAGACGGUGACCACCUGUGCGUCGGCGGGAGAGGAGUCCCCAAAGAGGUCAUACCUGAGCUUCUUCGAUGGCAACAAGGACGAGUACGUGCGGAGAUACAGCUCUUUCCCGGACACACUAAAGGCCAAAAUGAAAGACAUGGCCAAAGAAAUGUUCUACUUCGGAUAUGACAAUUAUAUGAAAUAUGCCUUUCCCGAGGACGAGCUGAAUCCAAUUGACUGUGAAGGGAGGGGUCCAGACGUGCAAAACCCAUCAAAUAUCAACAUAAAUGAUGUCUUGGGGAACUAUUCCCUUACUCUCAUUGACACCUUGGACACUCUGUUGGUGCUUGGCAACGUGUCAGAGUUUCAAAGAGCCGUCAAACUGGUUAUAGAUACUGUAUCUUUUGACAAGGACUCAACUGUGCAAGUUUUUGAGGCAAACAUCAGGAUCUUGGGAAGCCUUAUUUCAGCACACAUUCUGCUGACUGACCCAAAACAUCCUUUUGGCAAUGUGGGCUUUGAAGGUUACGAUAAUGAGCUGCUACAUUUGGCUCAUGACUUGGCUGUGCGUUUGCUGCCAGCCUUUGAGAACACCAGCACAGGCAUUCCCUACCCCAGGGUGAACCUGAAGAACGGAGUUCCCCCUGACAGUGUGAAUGAGACCUGCACUGCAGGAGCCGGGUCCUUGCUGGUGGAGUUUGGAAUUUUGAGCCGCUUAAUUGGGGAUUCGACAUUUGAGUGGGUAGCUAGACGAGCUGUUAAAGCCCUGUGGAACCUGAGGAGCAACGAAACCGGUCUUUUGGGCAAUGUAGUUAAUAUUCAAACAGGCCAGUGGGUUGGCAAGCAGAGUGGUCUUGGAGCUGGUAUGGACUCCUUCUAUGAGUACUUGCUUAAGUCAUACAUCCUCUUUGGAGAAAAAGAGGACUACCGUAUGUUUACAGCUGCUUAUGAAAGCAUCCAGAAUCACAUGAGACGAGGGAGAGAGUCGUGCAAUGAAGGAGAAGGUGACCCACCUCUCUAUGUUAAUGUGAACAUGUUCAGUGGUGAGAUAAUGAACACCUGGAUUGACUCACUUCAGGCUUUCUUUCCUGGCCUUCAGGUGCUGAAUGGCGAUGUAGAUGAUGCCAUUUGCCUGCAUGCCUUCUACUAUGCCAUCUGGAAGCGCUUUGGAGCUCUGCCAGAGAGAUACAACUGGCAGCUGCAGGCUCCUGAUGUGCUUUUCUACCCUUUAAGACCAGAACUAGUAGAGUCUACUUACCUGCUGUACCAGGCAACCAAAAAUCCUUUCUAUCUGCAUGUUGGAAUGGAUAUUCUACAGAGCCUUGAGAAAAAUGCCAAAGUCAGAUGUGGGUAUGCCACUCUCCAUCACGUUGUGGAUAAAUCCAAAGAGGAUCGCAUGGAGAGCUUUUUCCUCAGCGAGACAUGCAAAUAUCUUUAUCUGCUGUUUGAUGACGACAACCCACUUCACAAAUCCGAUAACAAGUACAUCUUCACAACCGAGGGUCAUGUUGUGCCUAUAGACAAACGCUUCAGGGAGAAACAAUGGAAUGAUGACUUUCCAUGUGAGGAGGGAGCACUGGCAGAAAGAGAGCCAGUCAACCAGCCUGCUCCAAGAAACAUCAGCAAUUGUAACAGGAUCCCAGAGGAGCGACGGUACACUCUCCCAUUAAAGAGCAUCUACAUGAGGCAAAUAGAUCACAUGGUGGGACUUUUUUGAGUGAUGGGAUGGAUGUAAUGACAUUGGCAGGAGCAGGCCUUCAUUGCACAGAUGAACUGACCACUUGUUGGUUAAAAUCCUCUUCCUGUCUGUUCUGCUGCUCGGGAAACUCACACUAAAGUAAUCCUGAGAAAGCAAUUUGAUUAAAUUAAGUUUGAGCUUUUUUUUUUCUGUUUUGGUGGAUGAAAAUGUUGCCAGACCUUUUCUGUGGGAAGAUGAGGAUUCAUCCUUCGUUGCAUUUUGGCAGGCAAAUCAUUGAGAAAGUGGUGAAUAACUGUGUGUUCUUAUGGAACAAAAAAAAAUGUCUGUUCAGGUAUGAAUGUGUGUGUGAUUAUGUUUGUGUAUGCACAUUUGAAUCUUCAGCUGAGCUGGGAAUCAGAAUGCUGUGUUAAUGGGAACAGUGCCAUCUAGCCACACAUGAAAAUGCAUAGCCUAUAAAAACACUCAACUUAACAAAAAGUCUCUCUAAACAUGAAGAUAUGGUGCCUCCUUGCAGGUGAUUCACACUAGAUCAGUGCUUCUACAUAAGGGCUGUAUAUUAACAGAUGAUAAUAACAGGUAUGAACUGUUAAAUCCAGAGGCUGCGUUAGAUCGUGCUCAUAGGAAUGUCGUUCUUUUUGUACACCUGAGGCUGGUUUGCAAAAGAGUCUAAACUAUUGCCACUAUGAAUAUUUUUUUUCUUAAACCGCACUAGCCAUAUUGCACGGAUUUUAAACUGUCUUCUGUCUUAGUUGUGUUUUGCACAUCACAUCAAACCUCAGUAUCCAGGGAGUUACAGACAACAUAAAGGUAAACUGCCUCCUGCUUGUUAGCUGUUAAUUAAUUUCUGAUUAGUAUUGAGCUAAACAUUGAUCUCUCAGGCUUCUAGCUACUCAAUGUCUUACAAAGAACAGAGCAGUGCCACAACUGUAUGAGCGGGAGAUUAAUGACGGCUCUUUAAAGUGCCUUCAAUUUGUCUUCGUUUCUCUGGAUGCUGUGCAAUGCAUAUGAUAAUGUUGUGAAUAACAUGGCUGAAAAAAAGGCCACUGUGAUGUUUUGCAAAAAGAGUCAUUCCAUGUGUAUGUACAGUUUUACACUGAUUAUGACAUGACGCUCUUUUUUUUUUUUUUUUUUUUUUUUUUUUUUUUUUUUUAGAUGUCAAAAAACAAGCCAUAAAAUGUAUUGUUUUUUUCCCAAUGAUAGUUAAUUUUCAAGAAGUGCAAAUUGAUUUUUCAUCCGUUUUCUCUCAGACACGGUCAGUAUACAGACUUUCCUGCAAUUUAAUUUCUGUUAUCAGGAUGAUUACCACGUGGUGAGAACUCAGGGUUUAAAAUAAACACAUAAUCAAUGAAUGCUUUCAUAAGAAAUAAAACUUUUUGAAACGUUGCCUACAAUAUCUCGAGAUGGUGCUGGUUUUCUUGCAAAUGUUACAAAUUGCUUGCCCGAGGUCACAGAGUGGCUCCACUGAAGUACAGUUGUACUGUGAAAACUGAUUUUCUUCCACAAAUAUAAACAGAGGAUGUUGGGUUUUUUUUAAUUAGCUGUGAUGUUUUAUUCGUGUACAGAUUUAGUAUUUUUUUUUUCUUCCACUUUUGCCAAACAUCCUGACUGUAUAUUAACUGUAGGAGAUGGCUAUCCAUCUUCUUUGAUAAUGUGCUGUGUUAUAUCAGUGAUAUUUAAGUUCUCUAAAGGAAAUUACCCCAAUCGCUUCAAAGUAAUAGUUGCAGGAAAUGUACACAUUUAUUUUCUUCCAAGGAGUUAAAUGAAAUGAUUGAUGCCACCUGAUAGUCUGGACAGCACAGAAUGCUAAUCACAGCUAUGUCACAAACUUGUUGCUCAGAACUAUCAAUUGUAGAGCUUUUGCAUGUUUAUUCAGAGAGUUUGGAAAUAUGCCUUUUAUUAAAUCAUCUAAAAAUUAGCUUGAGAGAACAUUCAUAAAUUUGCUAAAAGAGGCCACUGUACUGUUUAUUAGAGCAAUUAUCCUAAGUGUGCAGAGGGAAACUGUUUCCUUUGCUCUUUCCAAGGAAAAAUACAUACAUUCUCAAGUACACUGAAGCUCAGCACAUAAUUUGUUUAAUCAAAAUGAAAACAGUCUGUUUAGUCCGUUUGUGGCUCUUAUACAUUAAAGGGGAUCUAUUAGUCUCAUUUCCAGCUCCUUAUUUUUAUUAAUUAACUCUAAUAGAGUUACUUUGAAUUUUUCACAGUUUGAAAUAAUAUUGAUCAAAUGGCUUUGGUUCAGGCCCUCAGUUCCUCCUUUCUGAAACCAGCUCUUUUAGCUCCCUUCUCCCAUUCUUUAGACUAACUUUCUGCUGAUUAGUUGCCCCGUUAGAGCAGAAGAGACGAUCAAUGUCAUCUUACAGACCCAAGAUGAUGGCACUUUUUUUCUUUUUGCCUCUCUAAACACUUGAGAAUCGAGGAAAAAGGAAUCUUCCCAUUGAACUUUUUGGGGGGAUUUCCUUCCUCUUUGGAGCUAGAAAAGGCCACCCAAACACACGAGAUAUCAAUGGAAAGCCCCAGAUGUCCUCUUUUGAGUACAUCAGACUGAGUAGGGUCAAAAGAUAUAGACCAAAAUAUAGCAUUAACUACUUUGGAACGAAAACAAUUUUUAUUGCUUAAACAAGGAUGAAUUUUAAGUAACAUUUUUUCCAGGCAAUGGCUAGAACCCACGGAGUUCUUCUUCAGUUGCAGCUUAUUUGCUGGACUUUCUACCUUCAGUUUGGCCUUCAGUAACUGAGAAAAAUACCGCAUUUGGUUGAGAUCGGGUGACUGACCUGGCCAUUCAAGAAUAUUUCAUUUCUUUGCAUUGGGAAAUUCUUGUCUUGCUUCUGCAGUAUGCUUUGGGUCAGUACCUAUUUGCACUGUGAAGCACUGUCUGAUCCCAAUUCCACUGGCAGACAUGCAUAUACCAUAGUAUUGCCUCCACCGUGUUUGACUCAUCAUGUGGUGAGCUUCAAAUUAUGACCUUUCGUCUGUGCAGGCUCUGUAAGAUGUUUUCAGGCAAUGUCUAAUCUUGUCUAUCUGUUUUUGAGUUCUCGAGCAGAGGCGAUGGCUGAAAUUUUUUGACUUUUAAUUGUUUUCUGAUACAUUUUAGAGCUUUUUUCUGCUGAUGAAGAUAGUAGAUUUUUGACUUGAAACGUUUUUUUCGACAUUUAUUUUGUAUUUUCGGCCUAAUGAUGACCUUCUUGACUUACAUUUGAUCCCUUUGGUCCUAAUUUUGAGAUUUCCACUGAAAAUAUAUGAAAUGCAAGUUCAACCCCUGGACUCAAGUUCAGUUCUCUCUGCUUAAUUUGACAAAGCAACAAGCUUCAUUUGGACAUGGAGUUGUCAGUCAAUUAUUCUAUUUUGAGCUUCUGAAAAUCUACGUAUAAAAAAAUUUAACUACUAAAUAGUUACAGUAUUUUUUUUUAAAUAAAACCCCUUUAAAAUAUUUAACAAUCCAAGUCUUGUGUUAUACAUUCGUCUUGAGUCUCUACAGGGAGGCAAAGAAUCUUCAACGCAGAGCUGUUCUUUGAACGUUUAUGAAAAACUAAAGGUGGUCACUUGUAAAAAUGACACGCUUCAAUUAUUUAAGGGAAAUAUUCAGUGAAAAUAAUAAAUGUGAGAUUCUAAACACAACACUGCAGAGUUGCUUUUAAUUUGUGAAAGACUGAGAAGUACUGAGUUUUCUACAGAAGCUUUAAUAAGUUUGAUCAAGGAGUACAAUUAGUGGUUUCUGUACAGAAUUGUUGGCUCAAAGGCCCAGAGUUUUAAUUAACUUAAACAAAUCUUUGACAAAUCUAUCCCUCGACAUUGUUACAUAUCAACAUGCUGUCGCCAUACUUAAUUAACUGUCCAACAGAAAUCUGCUUAAUUAUAUACACUGGCCAUUUUCAACUAUUGUAAAGAGUUAGAUUUCCUAACACUUUCAUGUGACUCGAGCAUGUCACAGGUUCAAUUUGUGACAUGCUCGAGUUAUGUUACAAACUGCUGUAGUGUGUUUGUACAUAUAAGCCGUUUCUAGUGAAAGGUUCUGUUAAAAUAUCUAACAGAGGCUGAAGUGCAUAUGCAGGUGGUUAGGUCAUCUUCUUUGCCCUUUUAGCCGUACACUGAUCACUUACUGUAACACAGAGACAAUGCAUUAGCCGGAAAUGUUUUCACAUUACAUGAGAAAAAAAAAAUCACUGUUUGCUGACAGAAGCUGAUGUUUUAACUACACACUGCAUGCCCCCCCCCCCCCAAAGAGCAGUUCAAGAGACUU